Octodon degus (degu) is the source of this 504-nucleotide messenger RNA. Its product is annotated as cuticle collagen 2C. The transcript has a single exon. The record is from RefSeq and is a predicted model, not a curated record. Bases 1 to 504 code for a protein of 167 amino acids. NCBI's taxonomy places the organism in Eukaryota, Metazoa, Chordata, Mammalia, Rodentia, Octodontidae.
AUGGGUCUCGGAAACCACCUUCGUCGGCCGGGAAACUCGGGGAACCCCGGCCCCAAGCAGCUGCGGGCCACGCCCUCGCCUGCACCCGGGUCCCCGCCUCGCGGCCGCACCCGCGCAGCACAGGGCCGCUGCCUUCCCCACGCGGCCGAGUCCACGCGAGCGGGAAGCCCGGGAGCUGAGCCCCCGGGGUGCAGGGCUAAGUCGACGCCCUCGGGGCCGAGGCUGCGGCGGGCGGGCGCACCCCGGAGGCCGACGCCCCGCAGCGCCGGCCACACCCGCCCGCAGCUCCGUCCAGACCCGGCCUUGCCAGCCCCCCGGGACCGGGCGCACGACCCCGGCCUUCCCGCACUCGGACCCUCCGGGGACUCCGCUCACCUGGGCCGUGCCGACCGAGCGGACCGAGCUAACGUCCGGGGCGAGCAGGGCCGCCUGCCGGGUGGGGCUUUAUACCCGCGGCUCCGCCCCGCCCGCCCGCCCGCCCUGCUCCCACCCGGGUCCGCGUGA